Vicia villosa (hairy vetch) is the source of this 1185-nucleotide messenger RNA. RefSeq names its product transcription factor MYB13. The coding region runs from base 55 to 1032 and encodes 325 amino acids. The transcript is spliced from 3 exons. The record is from RefSeq and is a predicted model, not a curated record. NCBI's taxonomy places the organism in Eukaryota, Viridiplantae, Streptophyta, Magnoliopsida, Fabales, Fabaceae.
CCUAUAUAUGUGCUACAGUGUCACCUAUAUUUCUCCAUGCAACAAGAGUGACCAAUGGGGAGAGCUCCUUGUUGUGAGAAAGUAGGGUUAAAGAAAGGAAGAUGGACUGCUGAAGAAGAUAAGAUCUUGACUGAUUAUAUUCAACAAAAUGGUGAAGGAUCUUGGAGGUUCUUGCCUAAGAAAGCAGGUUUGUUAAGGUGUGGGAAAAGUUGCAGACUAAGAUGGAUAAACUAUUUGAGAGCAGAUGUGAAGAGAGGGAACAUAGCUCCUCAUGAAGAAGAAAUCAUUGUCAAGUUGCAUGCUGUUCUUGGAAAUAGGUGGUCAGUAAUAGCAUCACAUUUACCGGGACGAACCGAUAACGAGAUAAAGAAUUACUGGAACUCUCAUUUAAGAAGAAAAAUUUACUGCUUCAUGAGAUCCAUAAAUGAGUCACCACCACCACCACUUGACAUGGCAUCUACAUCCAAAAAAAGAAAACAAGACAAAAACAACAAACCAACCCUAGAAGAAGACAACAACAUGGCUUUGACUCAUCAUCAAAAUUCCCUUGAUUCAAUAUCUAAAGACACAACAACUUUAGAAGGAAUUUCAAUGAAUAAUAAUAAUAUUCUUCAUGGUAACAUUAAUAAUACGGUUGCAUCAUACCCCAUCAAGAAUAUUGAUGAUAAUUUGGGACCAUAUAAAUGGCUAGACGAUGAAAUUAUGAAACUUCGUAACAUGUUUGAGAAUGGGGUAGGGAAUUAUGUUACUAGUAUGCAUGGUGAUGAGAAGGAUGAAAAGGGUAAUGAGUGUGAUUAUAGGAAGAUGCAUGUGGAAAUAAUGGAAACAAAUAUGGAAAGGAAAAGUGGAGUUUGGGAAGCAUCGUAUAAUGGAGAGAAUAAUAAAGAGUUGUACAAUUGUUUUUCGACAUCGGCGAAUUUUGCUACGGAUUUUGAUCAAUUGUCUGAUUGGGACUUUUGUCAUGAAGACAAAAUGAAGAGUUCGUUGUGGGGGACUGGCAUUGGUGAAAUCAUGAAUGGUUUUUAUUGGUGAUUAUUACUUGUUUGAAUUUAUGAAAAUGUAAUUGUUUGUGUGUGUGAGAAAUUUGUAUAAUUUUAUUUACUAGCAUUUUGAUUACUAUUAUUAUUUUUAUUUUUAUCUUAGAAAGGUAUAUCAAUAAUGGCUAAUAAUUUACAACCAUGCUAG